This is a messenger RNA of Dictyostelium discoideum AX4, 870 nucleotides long. RefSeq lists its product as hypothetical. Bases 1 to 870 code for a protein of 289 amino acids. The transcript is spliced from 2 exons. The record is from RefSeq and is a predicted model, not a curated record. Lineage: Eukaryota; Evosea; Eumycetozoa; Dictyosteliales; Dictyosteliaceae.
AUGGAUUCAGGAACUCAAGAUAAUCGUGUUUGGUAUAUAACAGGAUGUACUAGUGGGGUUGCACAAGCAUUAAUUGAAAAGAUUUUUGCAAAUCCAAAUUGUAAAGUUGCAGGUACAUCACGUGAUAUUAAAAAAAUUGAAAAAUUAAGUUUUGCCAAUAACCCAAAUUUCCUUGGUUUGGAAAUUGAUAUUAAGAAUGAACAAAACAUUAAGGAUUCUGUUGAAAAAACAAUUAAACAUUUUGGUGACCUAACUCAUGUUGUGAAUUGUGCCGGAUAUGCUGUCGUUGGUGCAAUUGAAGAAGGUACUGAACAAGAUUACCAAGAUCUCUUUGAAUCCUUAGUUUUCUAUCCACUUCGAGUCAUUAGAUCAGUUCUCCCACAUAUGCGUUCAAAAAAAUUUGGAUACAUUUUUAAUGUAGGUUCAAUUGCUGGUAUUAAUGCUCACCCUCGUUAUGGUGCUUAUGCAAGUGCUAAAUCAGCACUUAAUAGUAUUAGUCAAGGUUUGGGUGCUGAUGUUAAACCAUUCAAUAUUAAAGUAACAUGUCUUGUUCUAGGUCAUUUUAUGACCAAUUUCCAAAACCAUGUAGUUUCUGAAAAUGCUUUAGUUUCCAACAUGAUUCCAGAAUAUGAUACUCAAAAUUUCUGGUCCAAAAUGAUUACCCCAUUCAUGAAAAUAUUAACUCAAGGUGAUGUUAAAAAAUUAGCAGAUUUAGUUGUAAAUCAUUAUGCUAAUCAACAAGAACUCCCAUAUAAUUUAUUCAUUGGUCCAAAAGAAACAUUCAUUGGUGUUGAUCGUAAAAUUAAAGAUUUACAAGAUCAAGUUACUUCUCAAAGAGAAUUUAAUUCAAAUGUUGUUUUAGAAAAAUAA